Messenger RNA from Vespula vulgaris, 1104 nucleotides. RefSeq names its product cdc42 homolog. Gene Ontology annotation, biological process: small GTPase-mediated signal transduction. Gene Ontology annotation, molecular function: GTP binding; GTPase activity. Lineage: Eukaryota; Metazoa; Arthropoda; Insecta; Hymenoptera; Vespidae. The record is from RefSeq and is a predicted model, not a curated record. Bases 262 to 753 code for a protein of 163 amino acids. The transcript has 5 exons.
CAAAUAUCACGCGCGCGUAUAGUCGAAAGGAAAAUUGCGAGUUUUCAAGCCUGUAACAAAUUUUACUUCUGAGGCAGUGAACCCGUAAAAGUUACAAGUGUUGAGACUGUUAUGAUAAGUGGGAAGAAUUAAAAAAAAAGAUCCGUCGCGUUAAAUGCACUCGCAUCUUUUAGUUUUUUUGACGUAUAUUCGAAGCUUAUUUGUGGUUUUAAUUUUUAAUGGCGAUAGUACAAUAUUAGGAAAUAGAGAGCAGAGAGUAAGAUGCAGACAAUAAAGUGUGUUGUGGUUGGAGAUGGAGCUGUGGGAAAGACUUGUCUUCUGAUUUCAUAUACGACAAAUAAAUUUCCUUCAGAAUAUGUGCCUACUGUUUUCGACAACUAUGCUGUAACGGUAAUGAUAGGCGGUGAUCCAUAUACGUUAGGAUUAUUUGAUACCGCUGGCCAGGAGGAUUAUGAUAGACUUAGACCUUUAAGUUAUCCGCAAACAGAUGUAUUUCUGGUCUGUUUCUCAGUUGUUUCACCGUCGUCAUUUGAAAAUGUUAAAGAAAAGUGGGUUCCAGAAAUAACUCAUCAUUGUCAAAGGACUCCGUUUCUCCUAGUUGGUACUCAGAUUGAUUUACGAGACGAUGUUGCUACUAUAGAGAAGCUUGCAAAAAAUAAGCAGAAACCUAUUUCAGCAGAACAAGGAGAGAAACUUGCAAAAGAGCUCAAAGCUGUGAAAUACGUAGAAUGUAGCGCUUUGACACAGGUUUAAAAAAUGUAUUCGACGAAGCUAUAUUGGCAGCAUUGGAGCCUCCAGAACCAGUGAAGAAAAGAAGAUGUAUGCUUUUGUAAAGCAUUUUACUGAUUUUGCAAUACAGUGUCCCUGACUAUGAAGUAACAACAUUAAAAUGUAUCAGGUGAUUAUCUCCUCUGUAGUAGAUUAACGAUAGGAGGAAAUCGCGUCUAUACGAAUGUUAAGACGUAAAAAGAAGUAUUCAUUGGAGGGGCGUAUUAGAAGCCGCUUAUAUGAGCGCGACAACUGCGGUUUUCCUAUGCGUUUCCUACAUUUGACUAUUUUCAUCUGUGUAUACAUUCCAUAAAAUAAUCUUAUAUCUUGGCCUUA